GUGCCAAACUGCAUGGAAGGACUUCCUGCACUAAUAAUAAAACUCCAUGCAAAUAGUCAGAAUUGCGGCAUGCAACUGAUUUAUUUUUGCUCUAGCCCGAGGCCUUUAACGCGUUUGUGUUAACAGGGACUCUAAUCCGGAUUAUCCAACCUCUGGAAGUGAGCUGGUUUGGGUCAGAAGUGGUUUAGCUGCGAGUAUUAAACACUUAAUUCUGAGGUGUUGUACAUGUUUGUGAUGGGCGUGUUCCUAUAGUAACCCUGUAUGUACGGUGAGUCCUAUCAGUCACGGUUUGCGCACAUGCAAUUAGUGCAUGGAUGGUAGUUUUUACUCGGCUACUACUACUCGGCUACAUCACCUGGAUUAGGCCUCGUAGAGCUAAUGAAUAGCAAGGCUCGAAUAAUGGUAUAAUCUUGCAUAAUUAUGUUUUGCAACAAAACAUAACGUAUAGAGGAUUGGCCCAUUAUUAAUUGUUUUGCUAAUUCAUCAAUAAUUGCAUUGUUGCAUAUAUUGCAGUCUAUAUAAUUAUGUCAGUUCAUGUUUCACUAGGCAUACUUAUAUAGAUAUAAUUAUAGGUGUCAAGCAUUCAUUUUUUGCUCAUUACCAAGUUGUUCCCUGUGUAGUGCUACGUGUGAUCUUGUAUUGAUUAUUUUUAGAUUACAAAAGCAUCGUAGUCAGUACAGCAUAACACUACAAGUACAUCAAUUAGCUUCAAAGUGAGUUGAAUACUGCACUGCACUGCAUGGAGUGUAGCUAUGGCUAUUAUUAACAAGAGAAUUUUAGUUGUUCUAGUAGGUACAGUUUGUCUAGGCUUACUGACCAUACUGCUUGUCCUUAGUAGCCAUUCACAAGAUCAAGAAACUGCUGUGCAUAGAACUGAGUACAGUUACAGUUACAGUGACAAAGAUGUGAGGUCAGAGCUGUUGGCUGUUGGAGAUAAUGUAAGGAAGUGCUUCAAUUCAUCAGGACUUGGCAGCUCAGAUUCUAACCUGCUCCAGUUGGGUAUUGACAAUGCUCAGUUGUUCAUGAAAGAGUACAGGAAAGUCAUACCAAGGCAGUCUCUGGAGCACCACGCCAGCCAUUGCUGGCAUACUGACUACAGUGCAUCAACUACUGCACUCAGUUUGUUCCGCACUGGUAGAGUUACUGGACGUAUAGCUGGACAAAAGUUUGAUCGGCCAACAGACUUUGUUUUUUAUGGAAGAAGUGCUUUCCUGGAACUGAGCAGCCGUUUUAAUGGUCGCUUUUCUUCAAAUACUGUCUGUCUACCAAAAACCUAUUUGCUUGGCUUUGAAAAAUGUGGUUCUACUUAUUUGUGGUGUUUUAUAUCUAAAAUUAUAAACACGUUCAGUGGAAACUCUAGGAAAAGCUCUGAUAAAUACCAUGCCGACAAAGAGCCUUAUUUCUGGACACCAUUCCUCUACACAACGUCACUACCACACUCUGACACUAUCGGAAAUCCAUACCUGCUCAACUUCUUGCAAGCUUCAGAUCCGAAAAUCACCAUUGAAGAAAGAAAGCAUAUUAUGCUCAUGGAUGGGACUCCAAGUACUGUCCUAGAAUGGCCUAAAUUUCGAGAGUCUGAUCCGGAUCUUGCCAACUAUUGCCUACUACCGAGCGCCCUUCCUCAACUAUUCCCAAACUCUAAAUAUGUUGUGAUUAUGAGAGAUCCUGUCGACAUGCUCUACUCGAAUUUCUGGUGGACUUACUUCAUUGAAACAUUGGUAUUAAAUGAACUCUCUACUUUCAUAAACGAUGUAUACGAUGCUGCCCAAGGUCCCAAGAUUUUCCACAAUCGUUCAGUUUCAAAAAUCAAUUCCUUUUUGCAAUGUUUCAGAGAUAAAUCGCAAGCACCGUGUUCAUUUUUCGAGGCUACACUUGAAGAGUAUAAUGAUUGUAUUUCAUCACGUACCCACCUACUAAGCAACUGUGUCCAUGAAAUUACUAACGAAAGAACGAGAAAAGAAUCGGCCAUUCAUCGAGGUAUCUAUUACGUUCAUGUACGCAAAUGGCUCAGUGUUUUACCCCGUGAUAGAAUCUUGUUUGUAAGGCUAGAAACAUUGAAGAAGGAGCCAGCGAAAAUAGCAUCGCAGGUUCUGGACUUGUUUGAAAUUAAUGGCGAGCGUAACAAGCUACCAUUAACUGAUGAAGUUGUGAGGAAUAUAACUGCUGACUGUUCGACAAAUUCGGAUGGUUUAAUAGAUUACAAACACUCACCAGAUAUCAAGAAUAUGCUUAAAGAAACGAAAGUUAUGCUAAAGAAAUUCUUCGUGCCGUUUAAUAAACUUUUGGCCGAGCUACUGGACAGUGAUCAAUUCUUGUGGAAUUAAGUAUCUUAGUCUAUAUACAAUAAUAGUUGCAUGAUUGUGUAUAGCUAUAGAGGCUUUAUAAUUUAUGUAUAAUAUAUAUUAUCCAACAAAAUUAUAUUAAAGAUGUGCAUGUAUUUUGACACUCCUAUGCAGAA
This is a messenger RNA of Halichondria panicea, 2461 nucleotides long. RefSeq names its product carbohydrate sulfotransferase 15-like. NCBI's taxonomy places the organism in Eukaryota, Metazoa, Porifera, Demospongiae, Suberitida, Halichondriidae. Bases 753 to 2327 code for a protein of 524 amino acids. Gene Ontology annotation, molecular function: N-acetylgalactosamine 4-sulfate 6-O-sulfotransferase activity. The transcript has a single exon. The record is from RefSeq and is a predicted model, not a curated record. Gene Ontology annotation, biological process: hexose biosynthetic process.